GGGAAGUGACGUAGUUGACAACCAGCUUUCACGACGAAGGGGGAAAAUAGCCUUACGAUAAAGGGGAGUUCAAAGAGUACUGGUUAGGGUUUAAAUCCAUCUCAAUCCUCUGGUUUCUGCCUUAAAAUGAGCCGCCAAAUUUAGAGAACAUUAACUACGUUUUUUACACUAUCGAUUGAUACCAAAAUCACAGGUAUCCGUUCUUCGGACAAAGAAAAAGGGGAUGGUGAAUUUUGGACUGUACAGAAGAAUCCGAUUCCGGGGAGAGAAGAAUUGAGAAUCUUUUCGGGGUUGUCAACCACUUAAGGACGGUGCCGAGACAAAGGAAAGGACUACACUUAAAUAAACGUUGAAAAGAAAUUAAAGAUUAACUCCGUAUAACGUUAACCAGCAGCAGAAUGGAGCUACGAGUGGGGAACCGAUACAGACUCGGCAGAAAAAUAGGAAGUGGAUCGUUCGGCGACAUCUAUUUAGGUACAGACAUUUCUGUUGGAGAAGAGGUUGCUAUUAAGUUGGAAUGCGUGAAGACCAAGCACCCCCAGCUCCACAUCGAGAGCAAGAUCUACAAGAUGAUGCAAGGCGGAGUUGGAAUUCCAACAAUAAAGUGGUGUGGCGCAGAAGGUGACUACAAUGUAAUGGUGAUGGAACUGCUGGGACCCAGCCUGGAGGAUCUCUUCAACUUUUGCUCCCGCAAGUUUAGCCUCAAGACGGUCCUUCUGCUUGCUGAUCAAAUGAUCAGUCGCAUUGAAUACAUUCACUCCAAGAACUUCAUCCACAGAGAUGUGAAGCCAGAUAACUUUCUGAUGGGUCUCGGCAAAAAGGGAAACUUGGUCUACAUUAUUGACUUUGGCCUGGCUAAAAAAUAUCGUGACGCCCGCACUCACCAGCACAUCCCCUACCGCGAGAACAAGAACCUGACGGGCACCGCCCGAUACGCCUCAAUCAACACCCAUCUGGGGAUUGAGCAGUCAAGGCGUGACGACCUCGAGUCCUUGGGCUAUGUUCUUAUGUAUUUUAAUUUGGGCUCCCUGCCUUGGCAAGGCCUCAAGGCUGCCACCAAGAGGCAAAAGUAUGAACGCAUUAGUGAGAAGAAAAUGUCCACCCCUAUUGAGGUUCUAUGCAAGGGUUACCCAUCUGAAUUUGCAACCUACUUGAAUUUUUGCCGUUCGCUGCGGUUUGAUGACAAGCCAGACUACUCGUACCUACGCCAGCUAUUCCGGAACCUCUUUCACAGACAGGGAUUCUCUUAUGACUAUGUGUUUGACUGGAACAUGCUCAAGUUUGGUGCCAACCGUGCAGCAGAAGAGGCAGAGAGAGAGCGCCGAGACCGGGAGGACAGGCUGAGACAUGGCAGGAACCCAGGAGCCAGGGGUGUGCCUGCUGCCUCAGGUCGACCACGUGGGGCCCAAGAUGGAGCCCCACCGACACCACUCACACCCACCUCGCAUACAGCUUCCCCCCGUCAAGCGUCUGGCAUGGAGCGUGAGCGAAAAGUCAGCAUGCGACUGCACCGCGGUGCCCCUGUUAAUGUUUCAUCUUCAGACCUUACUGGACGGCAAGACACCUCACGCAUGUCCACCUCACAGAAUAGCAUUCCCUACGAACAUCACGCCAAGUAGAGGCUCGCCAUGUCCUUGUGUGACGGCGGCAACACUGGAUGGUGUCAAGCGUACUGGCCGCUGGUCUCCAUCCCCUCGCUCCCCGAUGAGCCGGUAUCAUGCAGCCCCACAGUCCAAGCCUCGCCCACUGAGACACAAUCAGACACUAAAUAGUACCACCGCUACUCUCCAAUCACUCGUGCAACAGCUAACACGGGACGCCAGCUAACUGGAAGUACUUUGUUACUGACUGCCGUCAGUACGGUCACCUCACCACAGUCGUGUACACACACACACACACACACACACACUUUUUUUGUUUGUUUGUUGCUGUCUCGGUCUGAGCGUAGGAGCUCAGGUUUUCUGUCCACUUUUUUCAGGAGAUAUGCGGACAAGUCCCGCCUUUUUGUAAUCACGUCUGAGCAAGACGAUGAUUGUGGCAACAUGGCGCCGUGUCAGUGACACUGAUCAAGCACAUCCAGCCUCUGGGUUCUUCUGCCACGGCAGAGAUUCAACCGCUUGGCCCGACAUUUCUACUGUUCUGUCACGCUUGUCAAUAAUGAAAGUACCAAACAUGUUUGGUAUUUGCCCACACAGGAGGCUUAUAUACUCACCUAGGUAGUUUCUGGUUCCCAGCCAGGUGUUGAGUGGGUCGUGCUCCCUUCUAGUGUACUUACACUGCACUUUUUCAAGGGUGCAAGAGCUUCAUUUUGACACUUUUGACCAGAUUUCUAUUCACUGUGUACAGGUUUAAAACAAAAACAAAACGAAAAAAAGAAGAAAAAAAACAUUUUGCUCUGUCUUAUUGUUUUGAAGCUGUGAAAUACUUGCAAUAUAGAUGUGUAAAUAUAUUUUGUGUUGUUGAUUUACUUUCAUAGUUAGGGCUGAGUCGAAGCGUUGAUUUAGGAGGCCGGCUGCAGCGAGGUUCGGCAGCCAUGCAGGAAGUGUAGUGUCUACUCGUCAGUGUGUCCCACUCCCCAACCCCCCCGUUUUUUCUUUUU
Messenger RNA from Dunckerocampus dactyliophorus (ringed pipefish), 2599 nucleotides. It is a transcript of the gene csnk1db, whose product is annotated as casein kinase 1, delta b. Gene Ontology annotation, molecular function: protein serine/threonine kinase activity; ATP binding. The transcript has 10 exons. NCBI's taxonomy places the organism in Eukaryota, Metazoa, Chordata, Actinopteri, Syngnathiformes, Syngnathidae. The record is from RefSeq and is a predicted model, not a curated record. Gene Ontology annotation, cellular component: nucleus; cytoplasm. Bases 399 to 1619 code for a protein of 406 amino acids. Gene Ontology annotation, biological process: peptidyl-serine phosphorylation; endocytosis; signal transduction.